Medioppia subpectinata is the source of this 372-nucleotide messenger RNA. The record is from the annotation of a GenBank genome assembly. Lineage: Eukaryota; Metazoa; Arthropoda; Arachnida; Sarcoptiformes; Oppiidae.
AAAACAAUACCAAAAAUACAUUGACUUUAAUUGCGAUCAUUUGUCACACACUUUGAGACCAAACCGUAACCAGAGAUCAAUUGGUGGCUCCGAAGAGGGCGUUAAGAGUGGUUACCAUCCGAUCAUAUGGUGGUAGACAUGUUGAAGCCAAAGACACUGACAAACAUCUUAAGCCAGGCCAACACCGGCGGCGUUGAGUGCACUCUUCUAUUGAACAGAGAGGGCACUCUAUUGGCGUAUUCGGGUUUCGGUGACAAAGACGCCCGAAUGACAGCCGCCAUCACUUCCAGCAUUUGGCUGUCGUAUGAAAAGUACGGCAAAACGGCUCUCAAUGAGGACAGACUCGUGUCUGUGAUGUUUGAAUGUCAGGUA